This is a messenger RNA of Eptesicus fuscus (big brown bat), 1239 nucleotides long. RefSeq names its product synaptotagmin 15B (gene SYT15). The record is from RefSeq and is a predicted model, not a curated record. Lineage: Eukaryota; Metazoa; Chordata; Mammalia; Chiroptera; Vespertilionidae. Gene Ontology annotation, molecular function: syntaxin binding; calcium-dependent phospholipid binding; clathrin binding. Gene Ontology annotation, biological process: cellular response to calcium ion; regulation of dopamine secretion; regulation of calcium ion-dependent exocytosis.
AUGGGCAGCCAGGAGGAAACUCACCCUUUUGCGCAAGGGGACGUGGGGGCCGAAGCCACCGUCUUCCACAGGCCUGACACUGGGGCCAGCCCGGAGGGCCACACGGUGAGGGCAUCCCAAGGCUCCCAGACCCCUCCUGUGCGGGACCUCAGCUCACCGCCACCCGCCCAGGCCCCGCACGCCGGCCGCCUCCAGCCGCCUCCAGCCGCCUCCUGCCGCCUCCUGCCGCCUCCUGCCGCCUCCUGCCGCCUCCUGCCGCCUCCUGCCGCCUCCUGCCGCCUCCUGCCGCCUCCUGCCGCCUCCUGCCUCCUCUGGGGGAAGGGAGGAUCUACCACGUACAAGUUCCUGGAGGACACGAGCGAGACCGGCUUCCCGGAGGGCUGCCUGGGGCGGCUGUGGUUCUCCGCAGAAUACCAGCGGGAGGCAGAGCGGCUGCGGGUGGGCCUGGGCCUGCGGGUGGCUGUGGGCACCCUCACAGACCUGCAUCCCUGGUGAAGCUCCACCUGCUGCGGAGGAGGGCGCGUCCUGCCAUCCAAGACCAAACACAAAGCUGUCAACCCGCAGCUUGAUGAGCACUUGGUCCUCCAGCUCGAGCAUCACUCAGAGGUGCCGAGGUUCCCGGUGUACCAUGUGGACACGCAGAAGCACCAGCUCCUGGGCCAGGGGCUGUUCCCCCUGAGCAAUGAAACUGACUGUCGGAGCAUUAUCUGCAGAGACCUGGAGGCUGAGAGCCUGGAGCCUCCCUUGGAGUUUGGCGCCUCCAGCGCUGCCUCAGCUAGGACGGCCCGAGCCGCCCCACUGGCCGCCCUGGGAGCCCAGGGCCUGGAGCUCCAGGACCAGCGGAGCCGGGACAGUGUGUUUGUCAAAGUGUCGAUGAUGAACCAUAAGUUUGUCAAGUGCAAGAAGACUUGGGCUGUGCUGGGCUCUGCCAAUCCUGUGUACAGCGAGACCUUCAGCUUCCAGGCCGAGCCCGCAGAACUGGGCACUGUCAGCCUGAGCCUGGCCAUGCUGCAGAGUGCCCAUGGGCAGUCAAAAAGCCAGCCACUGGGCCGCGGGGUGGUGCCCUACAUGUAUGCCCGAGGCCGAGAGCUGGAGCACUGGGACAAGAUGCUCAGCAAGCCCAGGUUGCUGGAGAAGUGUUGGCACUCACUCUGCAGCACCAUGGAUCCCAACCUGACCUGGCCUGACUCUCCGAGGCUGUGCCUACUGAACCGACUGAUCGGAUUUAGUCCUGAGUAG